AUAAACCUUGUUUUAGUUGAGAGCUCCAUGGACACGGAGAUGGGCGGCGCUGAAUCGAAGAAGCCAAUUUGUGCAGAAGAAGAAGAAGAUCCAUGGAAGAGGGAGUUACCACAGAAAUACUUGGCGAAUGAGAAUCUGUGGAAUGACGACGAUUUUAUCCCCAAAACCGCUUCAAAGGAUGAUCGUGAUUUGUUUCGCAAAAUUUAUGGAAGAUACUUCCGUCAGAUUCUCCAAUCCGAUGGUUUCGACAUUGACAUUUAUCCUGGUGAUGCUAAGGCAGCUAUGUACAUACCAUAUCUGGAUUUUGAGAAAGAAACUGACUUGCUGAUGGAACUGGCUAACCAUGCUAUUCAGGAUUACAACAAUAACGAAACCAAUGUUUACAAGUACAAAGUUAACUAUGUUGAAACAGUGAACUUUAUUUUGGCUGAAUGUUGUGAAUUUUUCAUGACUGUUAAAGUUAGUAACCUGACUUUGCGUACACCGAUUGAAACUUUUCAAAUCCAUGCAUAUAAAGGACCACACGAGGAGAAUGUUGUCCGUCUUUGCAGGAAAAAGACGUCGAGAUGA
This is a messenger RNA of Solanum verrucosum, 570 nucleotides long. RefSeq lists its product as uncharacterized. NCBI's taxonomy places the organism in Eukaryota, Viridiplantae, Streptophyta, Magnoliopsida, Solanales, Solanaceae. The coding region runs from base 28 to 570 and encodes 180 amino acids. The transcript is spliced from 3 exons. The record is from RefSeq and is a predicted model, not a curated record.